This is a messenger RNA of Daucus carota subsp. sativus, 1902 nucleotides long. RefSeq lists its product as uncharacterized. NCBI's taxonomy places the organism in Eukaryota, Viridiplantae, Streptophyta, Magnoliopsida, Apiales, Apiaceae. Bases 124 to 1377 code for a protein of 417 amino acids. The transcript has 3 exons. The record is from RefSeq and is a predicted model, not a curated record.
AAUUAGGAGGGAAAUUUAGGAGGGAAAUAGACCUAUGUACUUUUUACUAUACAGAUGUUUAUGUAUUUAUGUAGAGAUAGAAAGAGGUGAAUAAUUGGUUGUGUCUAGCAGGGUUCGGAGAAGAUGGACACAGACGUCUCUGCUUGGCUCCUUGAUUUUUUCGUCCGACAACCUAUUCACGAUUCUACUUUAACCACACUCCUCAAAUCUCUCCCUCUUUCACACACCGACUCUACUUUCAAAAAGCUUCUUCUUCUCAGAAAAAUCGAGUCCCAGAUCUCUGCUCCCACCCCACAUCUUUUAUCCUUACUGGAAAACAUUGAAGAGCUAGAUCACAGAGAGAAUGUCAUCACAAUUGAAUCCAUGAAGAGGGCUUAUUGUGCCGUGGCUGUGCAUUGCACAUUUGAGAAUGGGUGUUUUGAGCAGGCUGUUAAGGACAUUUGGAGUGUUAGGGUUGGGGGUAUGGUGAAAUUUGGGGAUGUGGGUUUGCUUUGCGAUGAGUUGAUUACUUGGAAGGAUGAUUUUGAAAAGGCGUUGGGGGAUGCUGAUGUCAAGAAGGGUUUGGAGGAGAAAUGGAAAGUGGAGGUUGCGGUUGGUGACCUGCUUCGGGCUUUUGUCAAGGAAGCCAAGGAGAUGAUCCCUCCGUCUUUUCUUGAAUUGGUAGCGCAGACAAUGACCCAGGAUGAUGGCGCGCCGUUGAGACAAUUGUUUGGGAUGGAGGACACUCAACAUGAUGUCCAGAGGGAAACUGUGCAUCACAGAAGCGAGGUUCAUGCUGCACCUGGAACAUCAAGGGGAGUCGAGAUUGUUGAUAAUGAUGACCUGUCUGAUGCAUCGCCUAACAACAAUUAUGGUUGCCUGUCUACUCCUGAAGUUGCUAAAUUACAGGAAAACCUGCGAUCAAGUACUUUAGAGCUACAAGAAAUGGUGAAGGACCCUCUUCCUGAAGCCUUAGCUAUGGCCAAGAAUGUUGUGCCAAAACUAGAUUGUGUUGACAAGAGAAGUGAUGUAAUUCCUGCUGAGAACAAUAAUCUUGAAAAUGAAGGCAGGAAUGCAGCUAAGGCCAGCCUGAUGGAACGUAACAAAACCGCCUGUACUUAUGAGUGGGAUGAAUCUAGUGACGUAUCAGCUGAUGAAAGUAGACCUCACUUGUCCAGCCAUAAGACAAGACUGGUCACGCUGGAAAAACAUAAAAAUCCAAAACCUUCAAGAAGAAAACGCAAGCUUUGGAGUAACCUAGAGGAAGACACUUUAAGAGCAGGUGUGCAGAAGUAUGGUAUUGGAAACUGGAAGCUUAUUUUGGAUAUGUACAGGGAUAUAUUUGAUGAAAGAACCGAUGGUGAUUUGAAGGACAAGUGGAGAAAUAUGACCGCUUGAUGUUUUGAUCUUGGUUCUCUACUAUAAGUAUAUAAUAUAUGUGUGAUGUUCAAAUCUGCUUCCUUCAAUCAAUUUACCCAUCUUGAUGCAACUAGUUCGGGCCUUAAAGCAUUUAGCGAUUGCCAGCUAGCAUUCAGUGUGUUCAAAUGUUAAAGGCUCUCAUGGAAGAUGAAACUGAAAUUCUCCAAAUUAUCAACUAGUGGUGCAUUAAAUUGGAGAUUGUGAAACCUCUUUUGUGGGUCUCUUGUGAUUUCAGGUUAAUGUGUCACAUGUCCUUAAAUCUUGUAUUCAGUCUGAACCAUCCGGUUUCGUAGGCAUGCUAGGUAAACUUUUGACUAGUUGUAUUUGCUCUAGUUUUGAUGUUUAUGCUUAAGGUCAUAUGUAUAUUAUUAUUCAGUGACAUGGUUUGGAUUUUUGGAAGUCUCAGGAAUCUUGUAUCCAGUUUAAACUAUCUGGUUGCAUUUGCUCUGCUUUGAAUGUUUAAGCUCAAGGUGUAUAUUUUUUGGUGACAUGGCUUAGAGUUAU